This is a messenger RNA of Bolinopsis microptera, 2056 nucleotides long. RefSeq names its product glyoxal reductase-like. The record is from RefSeq and is a predicted model, not a curated record. Gene Ontology annotation, molecular function: oxidoreductase activity. Bases 12 to 1295 code for a protein of 427 amino acids. The transcript is spliced from 11 exons. NCBI's taxonomy places the organism in Eukaryota, Metazoa, Ctenophora, Tentaculata, Lobata, Bolinopsidae.
GAAUCAGGCAUAUGACUGGUGCUAAGGCAUUGACCAGGCUAAGAUCCUCAUCUCCCCGUAAAAAGAUUCGAAAGAGACAUGCUUCUAGCCCAGAACGUGUUAGACCUGAACACAACAACUCACCGAUAAAAAAGAAAAAGAGGUGCAUAAAGCCAGUAUGGGCCACUUCAACACAUUACGAUAACGAAGAACACAGUGAAUCUGCCGAUGAUGAGAUAAUUGGAAUAAGAAUGGUGAACAUUAAAGCAGAGCCCUCACAAGAAGGCAAUAUUGUUCCUUACAUGAUUCAACCUAUGGCAGACCUUCCUAUAAAGACCAAGAAGAGAAAGGGUGACAAAAAACCUGAAAAGGUAGUUGAAAAGCCUCGCUCAGUGAUGUUCUCGCCAAUAAAGGCACCGGACCCCUCCUCUCCCAUUCGAGCCCCAUCUCCUCCCACUCUUCCUCCACUCGUACAAACAACCAAAAGAGCUGCUCUAGAUAUACCUGUUCUAGGCUUGAGUACAUAUCGAAUCAAUGGAAGAAGGUUGGUGAACCAGGCCAUUAACGCUUCUUUAGAGUUUGGAUAUCGUCUGUUCGACACAGGUGCGCACUACAACAAUCAGCGUGACUUGGGGCACGCAUUCCGAGAGUACUUGCCCCAACACGGUCUAAACAGAGAGGAUAUCUACAUAAUCAGUAAACUUGAUCCAGGCUGCAUGUCCUACGAGGAUGCUAUGGAGUCAGUAGAACGCUCCCUGAACCACCUCCAGACUGACUAUUUGGAUAUUAUCUUACUGUACUGGCCUGAGCCUCAUCAUUCAAUGAAUAUCGACCCGGGCGAUGCCAUGUUGGACUGUUACAGAGCCCUAGAAGACCUAUAUAACGCAGGCAAGAUAAGAGAUAUCGGGGCGUACAAAUUUAGUACGGAACAACUUGAAUAUUUGCUCCGACGAUGUGCUGUAAUUCCAGCUAUGUUGCAAGCUGAAUUCCAUCCUUAUCUGUAUAGGAAAAGCUUAGUCGAUAUCUGCAGAUAUAACUCUAUCAGAAUGCAAGGAUUUUGCUUUAUCAAGUGUGUUGAAGACCCUGUCAUAAUAUCCUUAUCUAAAAAGUAUAGGAAGGCUCCUGGCCAGAUAAUACUACGGUGGAUAAUCCAGCAUGGCGUAGGCGUUCUACCGAAAUCCAAGACUCCCUCACACAUCAAAGAGAACGCGAACGUGUUUGACUUCAGCCUCUCGCCAGACGACGUAGAAAAGAUAAACUCUCUAAAUCAAGACCGGAGUUUUACUCCAUACUCUGCAAACCAUUACAAAAAAUAACUGUCGAAUUCUCGACGUUCGAGUGUCUAAUUAUACAAACUGUCUAGAUUAUGUUAAUGGCAACUUUAAUAUUAAACCAUUUAUACUAUUUCUAAAUUUUUAACUACCAAUUUUAAUUAAAUUGUACAGCGGGGGCAGCUUCUUCAAUUUUAUAUUCGUAUUUCGUGAUUGUAUCAGUAUUGCUGUACCGCCAGAUAAUAAAGUACCAAAAUGUUUGGUGAACCUUACUUUGUUGUUUUUAUCAAUUUAAUUAUAAUUUUUAAUAUAAUUUGUUAUUCUAAUAGGUUAUUUAAAGGCGAACUUUUAAUACUCAAAACAAAGUGUCAGUUAAUUUUUCGAUUAACCAUCUGUGAUGUGCAUUGUGCGUGUUCUAGAGCAGAGUUGGCAACAGAACUAUUUUAACAUUCAUGGAAAUUAGCUGUUCUUAGAUACAUUAAACAAGAAAUCAAACUAUUUUUUAGAUUAUACUUCAGAAUUCGAUAUCUCAUUUUGAGGGUUACAUUAUACACAUUUAACACAACAGUUUGGUUUUUAUGUCGACAGUAGAGCCGCUCAGUAAAAACAAAUCGUCAAUAUUAACAAACUGGCAAAGCUCACAAAAAAUAUGUUGAAUCAAACUGUGUCAAGAUUUUCAGUAGAUGUUUCUCACCAAAAUGAUGAAAAGAUUCUGAUUAAAAUAUUCCCUUGUUUUGGUGAUAUUAGUUACUGUUUUCAAAUAAUUAUCAUUAUUAUUUUUACAAAUGGACCUGUUGGUCCCUGAC